Molecule: messenger RNA, 2613 nt
Organism: Condylostylus longicornis
Lineage: Eukaryota; Metazoa; Arthropoda; Insecta; Diptera; Dolichopodidae
Exons: 4
Coding region: 1-2613 (870 amino acids)
Molecular function (GO): catalytic activity
Source: RefSeq, a predicted model, not a curated record
AUGACCAGGAAUAGUACAAAGGAUUAUGAUUUAAGACUAGCAACUUGGAAUAUACAAACAUUACUACAAGCAGGAAAGAUGCAAGAAAUUGCUAGAGAAACAUUAAAAUAUGGCAUCGAUAUAUUAGCUCUCCAAGAAGUAAGGUGGCAAGGGAAUGGAACAAUUAAAAAAAGCCAAUAUACCUUCCACUAUAGUGGCCAUACAAGAAGAACCGGUUUAUACGGCACUGGGUUUAUUGUUAACAACAGAAUUCAGAAAUGCAUUCUGGGGUUUACUCCAAUCAACGAAAGAAUGAGUUGUAUAAGAAUAAAAGGUAAAUUUAACAAUAUAUCAAUUAUAUCAGCCUAUGCACCAACUGAAAAUGCCGACGAAGAAGAAAAGGAAAACUUUUAUGAAAAUCUCAGUAAUUUAUGCGAAACAAUGAGUAGUUACGACACACUGAUACUCAUGGGUGAUUUUAACGCUAAGAUUGGAAGAGAAGAUCAUAUUCAAAAAAUAGCUGGUAGGUUCUCGCUUCAUCAAUCGUCAAAUGAUAAUGGUAUGCGCUUAUGCCAGUUCGCCGAAGAGCAUCAACUCAGAAUAAAAAGUACAUCUUUUCAGCGAAAAGAUAUAUAUAAAGGUACAUGGAGAAUACCUGGCACAAACUCUACAAAUCAAAUUGAUCAUGUACUCAUAUCAAGCAGAUGGAGCUCUUCUAUAAUAAAUGUCAGAAGCUACCGUGGUGCGAACGCUGACAGCGAUCACUAUCUCGUUGGCGCAGCUUUACGACAACGAAUAGCAAACGUAGCGAAAAAACGAGGUGCAAAAAGAACUAAGUGGGAUAGUGAUAAACUAAAGGAUAACAACAUACUACAAGAAUACCAAAACACGAUAUAUUUACAACUUCAUACGCUCGAGGGACACAAUCAAACCAUCGACGAGGAGUGGAACGAAAUAGAAAAUAGUAUUAUCUCUGCUGCGAGAGAAGUAAUCGAAGAGGAACAAAGACGCAACAAUGCGAGAAACUUUUACGAAAACAUAAGAAAAGAAAUUCAUGGAUACCAACCUAGAUUAAGUGCAUGCAAAGACAAAAAUAAUAACAUAGUAACUGAAGACGAAAGCAUAAUGAACCGAUGGAAAGAAUAUUAUAAAGAAAUGUUAUACGUACAGAAUGAAAUAGCAAAUGAUGAAAACGAUCCCCUAAUAUACACAGUAGAACCAGAAACACCAGCACCAUCCAUAGACGAGGUGCGAAGUGCUAUAAGCAAGCUUAAGAACAACAAGGCACCAGGGGAAGACAAAAUUACGGCAGAAUUACUGAAAAAUGGCGGAGAGUCGCUCUCCCAUAAAUUAUUAUACAUAAUAUGUAAAAUUUGGAACGACGAAAUCAUGCCGUAUAAGUGGAAUAUAGGAGAGUAUCAGUGUGGAUUCAGGUGUCAAAGAUCUACAAUUGAUCAAAUUUUCCUAAUGAAACAAAUUAUGGAAAAAAGCUAUGAGUACAAUGUAGACCUACACAUUAUAUUUAUCGAUUUUAAACAAGCUUUUGAUAGUAUUGACAGAACGAAAAUCUCAACGGCCCUGGCAUUCCUAGGUGUACCAAAAAAACUGAUCAAUUUAAUAAACAUGACAAUGAAGUUUUCUACGAGCAAAGUUUUGAUACAAGGUGCAAUAUCGGAAUCAUUCCAAAUAAAUAGUGGUGUACGACAAGGGGAUGCACUUUCCGCUUUAAUCUUUAAUAUGGUUUUACACUAUGCAAUUAGAGACAUUGACAAAGGAGGCAACAUUUUUGUCAGGUCUCAUAAAAUACUGGCAUAUGCAGAUGAUUUAGCAAUCAUUGGCAAAAAUUACAAUAUAAUGGCGCAGGUAUUUAAAGAGCUAAAAGCAGAAGUAAUAAAAGUUGGUAUGCAUAUAAAUGAAACAAAGACGAAAUAUCUUAAAUUGUCAAGAAAUGAGCGACGACGGCAACCUGAGAAUAUAAAAAUUGACGAGUUGGAAAUUCAGGGAAUCGAAAAAUUUAAAUAUCUUGGUGUUCUAUUGUGCAAUGAUAACAGUAUGCGAAAUUGCAUACAAGAAAGGCUUCAGGCGGGUAACAGAUGUUACUAUGCACACAAAAAACUAAUGAAGUCAAAUCUGCUAUCGAGAAAAACGAAAUAUAACGUUUACAAAACGCUCAUUCGACCAGUAAUAACAUAUGGCUGUGAGACGUGGUCCUUAACAUCAAAUGACGAAAACUAUCUUCUCAGAUUUGAAAGAAAAAUAUUACGACAAAUAUAUGGACCAAUUAGACUAAGCAAUAAUGAGUACAGAAGAAGAUUUAACGAUGAAUUAUAUGCACUUACACAGAACGAAGACAUAGUAAAGUUUAUAAAAUCCCAACGAUUAAGAUGGGCCGGACAUGUCAUAAGAAUGCCCGAAAACAGAGAUCAAAUACAAAUACUAAAUGCAAGAACACUGCUAACAAGAGCAAGAGGACGACCAAGAAAUAGAUGGUUAGAUGACAUAGAAUUCGAUGCGAGAAAAUUAGAAAUUAUAAACUGGAGGACGACUGCAAGAGAUAGACCAAAUUGGAGGGAAAUAGUGAAGAAGGCUAAAGGUCAUCAAGGGCUAUACUUUAAUAUUAACGCAAAUAGCUAG